AUGUUUCACAAAGGCUGCAACUGCUUUGUCCACACCAUCACCAUUAAAAGAUAUAGUGUUACAGCAGUCAAAGCCGAGGAGUCACAUCACACGGCCACGCAGACUAUUGAGUAUGAUGGCAGAGGGUAUCUGCGCUGCAGGUGGUGCUUGGCAUCUGUUCCAGCAAGCCAAUGCAUCAUUGCCAGGGCUUCCGCCAUAAUUUCAGCGUUGCAUAUUAGGUCAGUGGAGGCUGUGCAUCCCGAAGAAAAGCUUCCGGAUUGUCAUUCCACCAUGCGUCCUCUGAGUGUUCCCGUCCUCACGCUUGAAAGCGCGGCCAAAGCAGAGGUCGUCGUUGGAAGAUGGUGCCUAAAGAGUGCCACAAAAACCGAACCCAAUCUGGCAAAAGGCCAUAACGAGUUUACAGGUGUGCUCUCUUGUAGUCUUCGACCGAGUAGUGCACCCAGUGGGCUUAUCGAGCCGCUGGCCAAAAAUCGCGGAAACAAAUCCUGGCCGUUUCAGUGA
Coccidioides immitis RS is the source of this 501-nucleotide messenger RNA. RefSeq lists its product as uncharacterized. Lineage: Eukaryota; Fungi; Ascomycota; Eurotiomycetes; Onygenales; Onygenaceae. The record is from RefSeq and is a predicted model, not a curated record. The transcript has 4 exons. The coding region runs from base 1 to 501 and encodes 166 amino acids.